GGUAUUUAAUGGUUACAGAAAUUAAUCGCUUUCACGUGUUGUCCUUCUUCCUAGCCUUGUGCAUAGCUAUCUAACUGCGCUAGCCAUGCUACCGGUUAGUUCCACGGUUGGAAUAUGUUACGCUAUUUGGUACAGUUUGUCAUGCGCACAGCCUUGAAUCUCUGUUUCCACUAAAGUGUUCAUGCCAAAGUGCAUAUAUUUCCGUCAGUUCAAGCCGGUUCAGCUGUGCUGUCCUGAGUUGCUACCGUUUUAGUCGGACGAAAUGAAUGAAAGUGGGCAGGACGCAAUUUAAAAUUAUGUCCGUUUGCUGUGCAACGCAACAAAAGUUGUAAUACAGUAAAUGGAUUAAGCGUUACCUAAAAUCAGUGACAUUUCGGGUGCUUUGCUGGUAUUUAUUUUUUAAAAUCAGGAUAAGCGGUCUAUUGAAAAUGGAUGGAUAGACGUGUAGUGUAAGAUAUUUCUCCAAAUGCACAAUCUUGUAAUCAGCAUAAUCGCAAACAUACAUUCCCCUCCAAAAGUAUUGAAACGGCAAGGUAAAUUCCUUUGUUUUUGUUGUGCACUGAAGACAUUUGGGUUUCAGAUCAAAAGAUGAAUAUGAGACAAAAAUUCAGAAUUCCAGCUUUUAUUUCAUGGUAUUUACAUCUAGAUGCGUUAAACAACUCAGGACAGAGUACCUUUUGUUUGAAUCCACCCACUUUUUCCAGGGAACAAAAGUAUCGGAACAUGUGACUGGGUAUUUCUAGUUGCUCAAGUGUUGCAUUAUAGAUUGAUUGCUUAAACCUUAGUGCUUGUUUUUGGUUGUGGGUUUCACCCGUGAAAACUGCAUUUACUGUUAAGCAACCAUGAAGACCAGAGAGCUGUCUAUUGGAGAAAAGAAAGGCAUUUUGAAGCUGAGAGAAGAGGAAAAAUCGAUCAGAGCUAAUGCACAAACAUUGGGCAUAGCCAAUACAACAAUUUGGAAUGUUCUGAAAAAGAAAGAAACUACUGGUGUACUGAGCAACAGACAUCGAACAGGUCGACCAAGGGUAUCAACAGCAGUUGAUGACAGACACACUGCCAACCUGCACAGGCCAGGUGUGAAGGUAUCACAAUCCACUGUUCGAAGAAGACUUUGUGAGAAGAAAUAUAAUGACCAUACCACAAGAUGCAAACCACUCAUCAGCAAAAAGAAUCGGAAGACCAGAUUGGAUUUUGCAAAGUACAGAGAUGAGUCACAAAAGUUUAGCAACAAAGUUUUAUGGACUGAUGAGACCAAAAUUAACCUCUACCAAAGUGAUGGAAAGGCCAAAGUAUGGAGAAAGAAAGGAUCUGCUUAUGAUCCAAAACACAGAAGCGCAUCUGUGAACCAUGGUGGAGAUGAGGUGGGAGCUCUGGUGUUCGACAUUGGCUCAUACACAGUGAGAGCUGGCUAUGCAGGAGAAGACUGUCCCAAGGCUGACUUCCCCACGGUGAUCGGUGUGACCCUUGACCGCGAGGAUGGCACCACUCCCAUGGAGACGGACGGUGACAAAGGCAAGCAGAGUGGCACCAUUUACUACAUUGACACCAACCAGCUGAGGGUCCCGAGGGAGACCAUGGAGGUCAUGUCUCCCCUCAAGAACGGCAUGAUUGAAGACUGGGACAGUUUCCAAGCCAUUUUGGAUCACACCUACAGGAUGCACUUCAAGUCAGAACCAAGCCUGCAUCCAGUACUUAUGUCGGAAGCAUCAUGGAACACGCGCGCAAAACGAGAGAAACUGACCGAACUGAUGUUCGAGCACUACAACAUUCCCGCCUUCUUUCUCUGCAAGUCAGCCGUGCUGUCUGCCUUCGCCAACGGACGGUCUACAGGCUUGGUCCUGGACAGCGGAGCCACACACACCACAGCCAUACCGGUGCAUGAUGGCUACGUCCUGCAGCAAGGCAUUGUCAAGUCGCCCCUGGCUGGAGAAUUCAUGAGCAUGCAGUGUCGAGAACUUUUCCAAGAGAUAAAUGUUGAAAUAAUUCCACCUUACAUGAUUGCAUCAAAGGAUCCAGUGCGAGAGGGAUCGCCGGCCAGCUGGAAGAAAAAGGAGAAACUACCUCAAGUCACACGCUCGUGGCACAAUUACAUGUGCAAUUGUGUCAUCCAAGACUUCCAGGCAUCUGUGCUGCAGGUGUCCGACUCGCCAUACGACGAACAGGUUGCUGCCCAGAUGCCCACAGUGCACUAUGAGCUGCCCAACGGCUACAACUGUGACUUUGGGGCUGAGAGGUUAAAAAUCCCAGAGGGCCUUUUUGACCCCUCUAACGCCAAGGGCUUGUCUGGAAACACGAUGUUAGGAGUCGGCCACGUGGUGACAACCAGCGUGGGAAUGUGCGACAUCGACAUUCGGCCGGGUCUGUAUGGCAGCGUAGUGGUGACAGGAGGAAACACGCUGAUUCAGGGCUUCACUGACCGACUCAACAGAGAACUCUCCCAGAAAACGCCCCCGAGUAUGCGACUGAAGCUGAUAGCCAAUAAUACCACAGUGGAGCGCAGGUUCAGUGCAUGGAUCGGAGGCUCCAUCCUAGCAUCACUUGGAACCUUCCAGCAAAUGUGGAUCUCUAAACAGGAGUACGAGGAGGGAGGAAAGCAGUGUGUGGACAGAAAAUGCCCUUAAUUUUACACCGAGCAUAUCCCCAUACCUAAUGAUACGGAGAACUGAUCGUAAAUCUUUUUUUAGCAGUUUGUCCAUAUUUUCUGUUUGUGGAUGUGUUGUAGCGACAUUCACAAUUGCCUAUCACUUUGAUGUAGUGAGAUUAAAUUUCUUUGCCAUAAUGUUCAGUGUGAUGCCUUAUCUUCAGAUGAAAAGUGGUUUAUGGAAACCAGAAAGCAACAAAAUCUCACUCAUGAACACUCUUUUUGUACUUUACAUCUGCUCUUCUUUCCUUUUGAUCAGUAUGGCAUACCCCAAAACAACAAACUUGGUUCCCACUGAGCAUAAAUACAUUUUUUCCCCCCAAACAUUUUAUACACAAUACUGAUAAAGUAGUUUUGAAAGUUCACUUUCAAUAACUAGGUGUUUUUUAAGAACCUUUACAGUUGAAGUGAUAGUCUGUGGUGCAUAAACUGUGUACGAACUCAUUGACGUAGGCCUCGUUGCCUCUGUGGGAGUUUCAAGUCAUAAUAAAACUAUUUAAUUG
Molecule: messenger RNA, 3144 nt
Organism: Phycodurus eques (leafy seadragon)
Lineage: Eukaryota; Metazoa; Chordata; Actinopteri; Syngnathiformes; Syngnathidae
Gene: actl6a
Product: actin-like 6A
Exons: 14
Coding region: 843-2621 (592 amino acids)
Biological process (GO): regulation of transcription by RNA polymerase II; DNA integration; nervous system development
Cellular component (GO): NuA4 histone acetyltransferase complex; SWI/SNF complex
Molecular function (GO): chromatin binding; DNA binding
Source: RefSeq, a predicted model, not a curated record